Molecule: messenger RNA, 1440 nt
Organism: Moneuplotes crassus
Lineage: Eukaryota; Ciliophora; Spirotrichea; Euplotida; Euplotidae
Source: the annotation of a GenBank genome assembly
AUGAAGAGGAUUCAGAUUUUGAAAAGGCAUAUACAAGCUGUUAAAGUGAAGGAAGAGGUGAAAGACACUCUAACAGUGCUUGAUAACCGUACAGGUGUAAAAUAUGAGCUUCCAAUUAGAGAAAACAUGAUAUCAGCUAAAAACUUAAGUACAGUAAAAGACUCAAAAGGAAAUAUUACUAAAUAUAUCGAUCCUGGAUACUUAAAUACAGUGAGUGGGCACACUCGCGUAUCUUUUGUUGAUGGAGAGCAAGGGAUACUGGAGUACAGAGGUUACUCAAUCAAAGAACUAGCAGAGAAAUCAACAUUCAUAGAAGUUGCUUAUUUGCUGAUUUAUGAAGAUCUUCCUACUAUCCAGCAACUUGAGGAAUUCAGUAAGAAGAUUAUGAAUCAUUCAUCUCUUCCUAUUGAGCUGAGAAACAUCAUGAGUUGUUUUAAAAAUGAUGCUCAUCCAAUGGGAAUGUUUAUAUCAGCAAUGUCUGGGUUAUCUACUUUCCAUCCUGAGGCAAAUCCAGCAUUAGCUGGGCAAUCAUGCUAUGAUGAUCCUUACAAAAGGGAUAAACAUAUCUCUAAUAUCCUUGGCAUCUCUCCAACGAUCUCAGCUGCAGCAUACAGACACAAAAACCAGAAGGAGUUCAACAAUCCAAGGGAUGGAGGAUAUAUCGAAAACUUCUUCUACAUGCUUCAUCAUGAAAAAGGGACUGACUAUCAGCCCCAUCCAGUCCUUGUAAAAGCAUUAGAUGUCAUGUUCAUUCUGCAUGCAGAGCAUGGUUUUAGCUGCUCAGCUGCAGCAGUAAGACACUUGGCUUCUGCAAACACUGAUGUUUACAACUGCAUUGCAGGUGGAGCAGCUGCUCUCUAUGGAACACUUCACGGUGGAGCUAACGAAGCUGUCCUCAGAAUGCUUAUGAAGAUUGGCAGCAAGGCCAAUGUUCCUGCCUUUAUUGAGAAAGUUAAGAACAAGGAAGAGAAGUUGAUGGGAUUUGGCCAUAGAAUGUACAAAUGUUAUGAAAUCAGGCCUAAAAUAGUUAAAACCAUUGCUUUAAAAGUCUUUGAGGUAUGUGGCAGAGAGGAAUUAUUUGAUGUGGCCCUUGAGAUUGAACAGAUUGCUCUUAAAGAUCCUUACUUUAUAAAGAGACGACUCUUCCCUAACAUUGACUUGUUUUCAGGAGUCGUUUAUAAAGCAAUGGGAUUCCCACCUGAAUUCUGUCCAGUUUUGUUUGCAAUGCCGAGACUUGUCAGUUGGUUGGCACAUUGGUCUGAAUUCCUAGAUGACCCAAAUAGGAAGAUCACCAGGCCCCAACAGGUCUACACUGGUCACAGGAACAGAAAGUAUGUCCCUCAAUGAGACAUUAAAGCUCAGGUGAAAAUUGAUUUAGAGGUUCCAAAUACCAUAACUGAAGCUCAGAUUGAGCCUUCUGACCGAUAUAUGAAUCCAUAA